Temnothorax curvispinosus is the source of this 510-nucleotide messenger RNA. RefSeq lists its product as uncharacterized. The transcript is spliced from 2 exons. The coding region runs from base 1 to 510 and encodes 169 amino acids. The record is from RefSeq and is a predicted model, not a curated record. NCBI's taxonomy places the organism in Eukaryota, Metazoa, Arthropoda, Insecta, Hymenoptera, Formicidae.
AUGAAUAAGCUUAGGCCUUGGGCGCCCCCUACGACAAAGUCACUCGAUCCCCAGUUCCUCGACAAGGUGGUGCAGACUCUCUUCCCACCGGAGGAAGUGGGUUGGGAGCAAGAGUUCCGCACCGAAGAAAACGGGACCAAGAUCAAACUACUUGGUCUCUGGCUGGACUGUACAUGGAGUUUCGGCGAGCACAUAGUCAGCGUUGCCCCCAGGGCUAAGGCGGUGGCAAACAUCCUCUGUCGCCUUAUGUCCAAUCUCAAAGGGGUAGGCAACAGGGCUUGCCGACUCUACGUGGGAGUAGUGCAUUUGAUCGCCCUAUACGGGGCACCGAUCUGGGCCCCGAAAAUGAUGGCUACCGAGCGCCUAAGAGCACCCAUGCGCAAGGUGCAGAGGCAGGUGGCCAUUAGGGCGGUAAGAGGGUAUCGCACCAUCUCCCACGCGGCAGCUUCGACUCUGGCCGGGAUUCCGCCCAUCGAGCUUCUGGUCGAUAAAUUCGCCAAUGUUUUCUGA